Messenger RNA from Dermacentor andersoni, 1069 nucleotides. The record is from RefSeq and is a predicted model, not a curated record. Lineage: Eukaryota; Metazoa; Arthropoda; Arachnida; Ixodida; Ixodidae.
AAACCUGCACUGCGCUGGCUGUCUUGUGGCCCCAGAGACUGCAGCAUGCAUGACGCGGCGCGCGCUGGUGGCGCGAUCUACUGCUGAUAACUGAAAGCAUGCUGCAGUGAGGUCUCUGAUGCUGCAGUCGCUGGCAGUGGCCUCUUUUGCCCGUAACUGCAACGAUCGCUAGCAGCGACGCUGGCGUCCUCUUUCGAGAAAUACCGCAAGCAACCAUUAUGCGGCGCUCCGCGCGGAGUUUUUGCAGUUGUGCGGGAUGUUUUCGUUGAGUAUGGUGGGUCGCCGAAAAUGCCAGCGUAAAGCGCCGAGCGGCGGCCCAUGACCUCGGUGUUGUGACCCCUUCGGAGCCCCAUUAACGACCCUUCCUUGAUCUAUUGCGGAGUGUUGUGCCCGGAUGGACGUUGGCUCCGGCGACGAGGAUGGCUGCGGUGGCGACAGCGGCACCAUGUCGCCCGCCCGCGCCUCGUCGUCGGAGGGCCAGCGCCCGGCGUCGUCGCCGCCCGACAUCGCCCAGCAGCAGCAGCGCCGGCAGCAGCCCACGUCCCCGCGGCGCCGAGCGGGCGCGGCCACCAAGCGCAUCGCGUGCGCCGUGUCCACCACGUUCCGCAAACUGGGACACCGGCUGCACCGGCACCACAAGGCCUCCUCGUCGGCCGUCGGAGGCGCCUCGUCGUCCUACGCCACCGCGGCCCCGGGAACGGGAAACAGCCUGCAGUACUCGGGGCGCCUGAGCAGGAGCCAUCCGGACGUGUCGUGCUCGGACCUCGUCGGGCUGGCCCGGGGGGAUUCCGUGGCGUCGACGCCGUGCCAACGGCCCGUGCCCGGCGGUUGCCGGGACCAGGCCUCGUACUCGGACCCCACGCUGUUGAGGAGCAGGCGGAGGCUGCGCCCGCAGCAGCAGAGAGUCUCGGUGGACGAAGACACUUCGCUGGACGUCACCGCCACGGCGCCGGCGUUGUUGCAGACAGCGCCGCCGGCCCCGGCGACUCCGCCGGCAUCGUUCGCCAGGGGAGUUCUAGCGGCGGCCGAGGGCGGAGAGGACGUCUUCCCGUGCAAGACCCGCAAGUGA